CUACGCGUCGGUUGUUGCUUGAGCUGCUGAAGAGUUGACGCUACUCGAGAGGUUACUUUAAACAUGUUUUUGCCAAGAGCCCUGAAAGUAAAGAGACCUGCCCAGGGACCAAGUCACGAAUUGAACAAGAAAAGCAAAGCUGUUCAAGAGGAUUCUGACAAUAGCAGUACACAGGCACUUGCACAAAGUGAAGAAGCACGUGUAGACACAAAAUACCAGGAUGAAACAGAUGUGUGUUUGUCAGACGAUGGAUCCAAGUCUUCCUCAGAUGAUGUGGAAGAGGAGGAACCUGUUAAAUCUUUCAGAAAGAGCCAGAGAUGGCCUGAGCCAGGAGAGCCAGUCUGUGUGAUGUGCGGUCGCUAUGGAGAGUACAUUUGUGAUGCUACAGAUAAUGAUGUUUGUAGCCUUGAAUGCAAAGCCAGUCAUUUACUAAAAAUGGGAAAAGGAACUGGGGCAGAUGCAUUUAAUUUUAAGGAUGAAACAGCUGACAAAAGGACUCAUCAGCCUCAGCAUCCAAGUGUUAACACUGAUGGGUUAGGUGUAAAUGAACUAUGCUAUUUCUACAGAGAAGACCCAUUCAUCUCAGGCCUGACAGAUGAGCAGGUGGAGCGGAUAAAACAGGAACUUGGCAUCAAAACAGAAGGAAAAGGUGUCAGGAGACCUAUUAUUGAGUUUGAACACUGUGGCUUCCCUUCCACGUUAAAUGGCAACCUGAAAAAGGCUAGGUACGAAGCACCCACACCGGUCCAAAUGCAGAUGGUGCCAGUUGGGCUCACAGGCAUGGACGUAAUUGCCAGCGCUGACACGGGAUCAGGGAAGACUGUAGCCUUUCUCCUGCCUGUGGUAGUGAGGGCACUUGAGAAACAAGCUGUUGGUGUGGGCAGCCCUGUGGCUCUGAUCUUGACCCCCACCAGAGAGCUGGCCAUUCAGAUUGAGAAACAGGCCAAGGAGCUGGUGAUACGACUCCCCAACAUGAGAACUGCUCUGCUUGUGGGGGGCAUGCCCCUUCCGCCACAGCUCCACCGCCUCAAGAGCAUCAUUAAGAUUGUCAUAGCCACACCUGGAAGACUCAUUGAGAUCCUGAAGCAGAAAGCGCUGCAACUUGACAAAGUGAACAUCGUGGUGGUUGAUGAGGUUGACACCAUGUUGAAGAUGGGCUUCCAGCAGCAAGUGCUUGAGGUUCUGGAAAAAGUUCCAGAAGAUCACCAGACUCUGCUGGCGUCAGCCACCAUCCCAGCAGGAACAGAGGAGCUGGCUGCUCGGUUGGUCCGUGACCCGGUUCGCAUCUCUAUUGGUGAAAAGAAUCAGCCCUGCGCAAACAUCAGGCAGAUCCUGCUGUGGGUGGAAGAACCCUCCAAGAAGAAGAAGCUGUUUGAGAUUCUCAAUGACAACAAACUGUACCAGCCUCCAGUUGUGGUGUUUGUAGACUGUAAACUGGGUGCAGACCUGCUUUGUGAGGCGGUUGCCAAGGUGACGGGUCUCACGACUGUGGCAAUCCACUCUGACAAGAGCCAGAUGGAACGCAACCGUAUCCUCAAGGGUCUUCUGGAUGGACAGUUUGAAGUGGUGAUCAGUACAGGGGUCCUGGGUAGAGGACUUGACCUGGUCAACGUCAAACUGGUGGUUAAUUUUGAUAUGCCGAACACAAUGGACGAGUACGUUCACCAGGUGGGCAGAGCAGGAAGACUGGGUCACAGGGGGACAGCCAUCACUUUCCUUAAUAACAACAACAAAAGGCUUUUUCUGGAGGUGGUGAACAGAGUCAAACCUACUGGAUCCAUUCUGCCCCCUCAGCUCCUGAACUCACCACACCUUCAUGAACAGCAGAGGAGGGAAAAACAGAGAAACAGGACUGGAUUUGACGACACACUAGUUACCAAGAACAACCUCCUAGACAUCAUUAAGAAACAUGAUCGUCGCAAGAAGUAG
Messenger RNA from Nematolebias whitei (Rio pearlfish), 1929 nucleotides. RefSeq names its product DEAD (Asp-Glu-Ala-Asp) box polypeptide 59 (gene ddx59). Bases 64 to 1929 code for a protein of 621 amino acids. Gene Ontology annotation, molecular function: RNA helicase activity; ATP binding; nucleic acid binding. The transcript is spliced from 8 exons. NCBI's taxonomy places the organism in Eukaryota, Metazoa, Chordata, Actinopteri, Cyprinodontiformes, Rivulidae. The record is from RefSeq and is a predicted model, not a curated record.